UUGUUGUGACGCCAGGAAAUGUGUGUUCUGAUUGGCUGGUUUGGAAUGUUGGCUCCGCCCCGCGGGAAGAUUUGAAAACGGCUUUGUGGAGGAAGCGAAGAGACGAAACGGAAAAGUAGAAUUGGUGUUCAGGCAGACAUGGCUCCCAGGAAAAGAACCACAAAACAGAGGAAGAACAACCCCAAGUCCGCUAAACUGGAAGCUUUUCUGGAGGAUUUCGACCUCGAAGUGAAAACCAGAGUGGGCCAGCUGAAGGAGAAGAUCAACCAGCUGCUGAAGGAUGUGGACAACAGCUACAACAUGGCUCUGAUCAAACUCCCCAAAGCCGUCCGGCAGACGUCCUGGCUGGAGCACUGCAAGUCUGACAAACCAAAGUCUCCAGAGGUGGAUGAUGUGAAGCAGAGAGAAGAAGAAGCUGCUAUGGUUGAAAGCGUGGUGGCUGAAGAUCACGCAGUCCUGCUGAAAACCGUCAAAACGUCCAAGAAGAACGGCAGAACCAAGUCCAGCUGUGAGGAUGAGAACACUCCCAGUACAACCAGGAAGGGAAAAGCCUCCAGAAAGCCUCCAACCACAUCAAAACGAGCCAAAGCCCUGACGCUCAGCAAGCAGAGCGCCCCCAUCAGACGAUCUAACAGGAAGCCUCUGGUGACUCCUGCCAGAAGUGUUCUGGAUUCUUCUGUGAUGAUGGGAACGACUCCUCUGAUCACCCCACGCUUCGACCCGAGGCUUCCUAAAACUCCUGCAGUCAGAGUUCCCCGUCACAAAGAGAGAGUGUACAGCAUCUCGGUGAACGGUUCUCCCAUCGCAGCCGGAGACGACGACAUCGUCAUCAACGUUCCCGUCGGUAACGGAGAGAGCAUCCAGCUGCUGGCCAGUCACAUGGACUCAGUAGACCUGUCUCUGCUGGACGAAACGGCUCUGAGGAGCAUCCGACUGCUGCAGAAUCGCCUUACCUCCCUGUGUGGGACGUCACACUGACCCGACCAUCCGUCUCUACAGGACUCGUCUUUAUUUUUUAGAAGAAAGCAGGAUUAAAAUCUCUGAACGUGAUCCAGGACUUUUCCUUUCACCUGGUAGAUGUUUAAAUGUUGCUCAGAGUGAGUUAUUCGUUUCACUUAUCUACCUUUAUAUCCCUUCCUUUUAUUUUGAUGGGUAUUUUCAUUACUUUAGGUUGAAUCCUUGGAAGAAGUCUGUCUUGUUUAUUUCAGUCUUUUAUUUCUGGCCAGUCAGAUUUCUAAGGUCUGGAUUUUAUUUGUCCAAGAAGCUUCGUGACUGUUUAAUGUCAAACUGAAACGUGUUUAAAGUUUUAUCUUCAUUCUUUGUUUUUGAAGUUAUGCUUCAAUCUGAUUUAGUUUUUUUCUGGAUGAUGUCCUGCAUGUUUCUAUAAACCGGCUUAUUGUUAUUGGUGAAAAUACAGACUGCAUGUACAUAUUUCCUCUUUCUGUCUAUAAAACUGAUCAAACAUUUGGAAACAGA
Messenger RNA from Acanthochromis polyacanthus (spiny chromis), 1476 nucleotides. Its product is annotated as borealin-like. The coding region runs from base 139 to 978 and encodes 279 amino acids. Lineage: Eukaryota; Metazoa; Chordata; Actinopteri; Pomacentridae. Gene Ontology annotation, biological process: mitotic sister chromatid segregation. The transcript has 11 exons. Gene Ontology annotation, cellular component: chromosome, centromeric region; chromosome passenger complex; spindle midzone. The record is from RefSeq and is a predicted model, not a curated record.